This is a messenger RNA of Sparassis crispa, 1137 nucleotides long. Its product is annotated as glycosyltransferase family 8 protein. The coding region runs from base 1 to 1137 and encodes 378 amino acids. The record is from RefSeq and is a predicted model, not a curated record. NCBI's taxonomy places the organism in Eukaryota, Fungi, Basidiomycota, Agaricomycetes, Polyporales, Sparassidaceae. The transcript has 2 exons. Gene Ontology annotation, molecular function: glycosyltransferase activity.
AUGUUCUCCUUCUUCCGCUCCUACAAGGACUACACUCCCCUUUUCCCCUCAGACCACCCUGGUGCCGCCAAGACCGGCAGGCGGAUAUACAUCCUCCUCCUUUUCGCCGCCCUUGUCGCCUCGGCCGUCCUCAAUAUCGUCCUCGGUGUGAAGCUGCGUGGGAGAUCGCCGGAACCCCUCGAUAAUUAUCAGAACCUAAACACACAGCCGAUAGUCAGCACGGACGCACUCAACCUCUUACCGCAAACAAACCCAAACGAACACGCCAUCGUCACCACGCUCUACACCGACGCCUAUGCGACCGCCAUCGCGACCCUCGGGCACUCCCUCAACAAGGUCAACAGUACCGCUGCACGCCUGUUGCUGUACCUCCCCGACCGCGUCUCCCCGCAUGCGCUCUGCGUCGCGACCGCGAGCGGGUUCAUGCCACGCCCGAUCUCGCGCAUCCCGCCACCGAACAACGGCAAGGGCGUGCACCCGCGCUUCCUGGACCAGUACUCGAAGCUGAACCUGUGGACCCUCGACGGGGCGGGCGGGUACGCGAGCGUGGUGUACCUGGACGCGGACACGCUCGUGCUGCGGAACUUCGACGAGCUGUUCGGGCUGCCGUACAGCUUCGCGGCGGUGCCGGACGUGUACUACGAUGAGCGUGGGUUCGUUGUCUCGUUCAACGCGGGGGUGCUCUUCCUCCGCCCGUCGACGACCGUGUUCCACGCGAUGCUGGACGAGAUCGCGACCGCGACGUACCCGAUGAACGAGGCCGAGCAGGCGUUCCUCAACCACUACUAUGCGGCGGAGGCGGUGCGGCUGCCGUACGCGUACAACGCGAACCUCGCAAUCAAGAUACGGCAGCCCGCGCUCUGGACGGCGCUGCUCGCGCGCGAGGCGCGGAUCGUGCACUUCACGGUGAUCAAGCCGUUCCUCGUCACGGAGGAGGACGGGCACACGGUGAUAGACAUGCGGCACAUGGAGGAACACGUGCAGGGGCGGAUGCGCGACCAGGGCGGGCUGUUUGAGGAGGAGCUGGGUAUCUGGCUUGGGGCGUGGCGGGAGACGCGGCAUACGUACUCGGAGGCGUUCGCGCAGUGCUCGCGGGCGCAUCCUGCUGCUGCGGUCACCACGAGUGCGGCAGCAUAA